CCAGAUCAGGCAUGGCUCUGUGUCCAGGGGCGAGUCUGGCCCCCCUUGAAGACUCAGAUAUGACACCCAGUCUCAACUCCACUCCACCCAGUCCUCAACUCCCAGGUUUAGCCUCCGGCCCCAUCUCUGGGCCCAACCCGGACGUGGACCUUGCUCCUAUCUUGAAUCCACCCCUGAGUCCUGGCUUGGCUCUCGUUCCAGACCUUAAUCCAACUCUAAGUCCUGUCUCAGAGGAGACCCCUGGCCUGGGGUCUGAUGACACCCCCAGACCUGAUGAGAGCUGGGAUGUGGCUCCAGCCUCCCUCCAGAUCACCGCUGCCCACUCUGGCGAAGACCCGGGUCUGGAUGCCAAUCAGGUCUCGAGGCCUCACUCCCAGGGGGCCCUAUGUGCAGCCUCAAACCUCCUCCUGAGCCCUGGCUCUACAGAGGCCAAGGGUCUGAGCUCAGGGAACCACUCUGGGCCAAAUUCUGAGGUGGCUUUCAACUCAGAAGGCAAACACUUUGAUUUGGGUCAGAGUAACUCCAACCCUUCCAGGCCUGAAUCCAACCCACUUAAAAGGCCUUAUUCAAAAGAAGACCUUGUUCUGGGCCACAGCAUCUCCAGGCCAGGCUCAAAAGCGCUCCUUAUUCCAGCCUCAAACGCUUCUUUGGAUCCUGACUCCCAUCAGCUGCUCAGCGUGGGCUCAAGAGACAUCUCCAAGGUGGACCCGAUUGCAGCUGCAAGUUCUCACGGGUCCCUAAUCCCAGACACAAAGGAGACCGUCACUUUGGUUUCACAGGACCUCUCUGGGUCCAUUUCAAAGAGAGCCUUAGCUGCAGCCUGGAACACGAGUUCGAAGGGAACCAUCAGCGGGGCUGCAAACGGCAAUCCCAGGUCUGACUUGAACAUGACUGUCACUCAGGCUUCAUGCUUGACCCUGGUUCCUGGUUCCAAUGAUGCGAUCAGCCUGCACUCCAGCACCCACGGACCCAACUCCACCCUUUCUCCACCCUCGUGCAUGACCCUGAUCCUGGGCUCCAAUGAGACUCUGAGCUUGGGCUCCAGUCUCAUCUUCAGUGACACCUCCACCCUGACACUGAGCAGCCAGCAGGACUGUUCUGAGGACAACAGCCUCCACACGGUGCCCCUGGCGGAGGAGCUGGAGAGCUGGAGCGAGAUGCCUAGUGUCGGGAUGGGCCACUCCGCACUGGGGUUUCCCACCUGCGACACCACAAACAAGGACUCCACGGCCUUCCAGAGCAUCCCUCAGGGCACCUUCGAAGAAGUAGACUCGUGCCUGGUGAAGGUGCCAGAGCAGAGAGCAGAUGGCAGCAAAGUGGCUCUGAAUGUCAUCAGCCUCCGGAGGAACCAGGAUGUGCUGGAUGGGGAAGAAGGGAAGAAGACGACGAUCAAGAAGAUGAUGAGGCAGAUCCAGGAGGAGCCUCUGGACUCCCUCUCGAGCUCCAUCCGCCAGCAGGCCAUGGAGACCCUGACCCAGCUGAGUCUUUCCCAGCCGGUCCUGGGCCUGCGGGAGCGGUCGGAGCUGGUGAACACGUGCGUGAAGAGUGUCUUCUCCCUGCCCUCUGUGCAGGCCAUGCAGGAGAAGGACGAGGCGAAGGCUGAGGCCAUACAGACACUUUACCAUCAGACCUUGGAUGCCCUGCAGACACUGCUCAACGCCCUCUUUGUUGAGGAUCCCACUCCUGCUGGGCUGAAGAGCAUCUUGGAGCCUCUGGGGCCCUGGAUGAACUCCGGGAAGGCCCAUGAGAGAGCACGGGCUGUGAAAAUCAAUGUCUCUGUGUUGAACCACACGCUUCUGACCCUGCCUUUCUUUAUGUCCUCGGGGUUCCCGGCGCUGGGGCUUCUGCUGGGGAGGCUCAUCCUUCGCAUCGGGGAUCCUGAUGAGGAGAUUGGCCGGGAGGCUCUGGACGGCAUCACCAUCCUUUACACCAUCUUGGAGCUUCAGAAACGAGCCAGAGAUAAGGAAGAGACCAAUAAGAAGGAGCUGUAUGAGAGCAACAAGCGUUUCCUGGGGCCCUACAACCCCGUCAGCCCAUGCCAGAACAUUCUGCGUGUGAUCGCGGAAUAUGGAGACUUCCUGGGACCCCAGCAGGUAAAGGACCUGCUGCUAGCAGCCCUGGAAGGGCUGAAAGGCGGCUCAGAGGCUCGGGGGAAGGACUCGGGGGAGAUGAUGCAGCUGGCAUCGGAGAUCACGCUCACCUCGGUGCUGGAGUGGUACCGCCACAGGGCGCUGGAGGUGAUCCCAGAAAUCAUGCAGGGCAUCUAUGCGUAUCUGAGCCACAUCCAGGAGCCACGGGCCCGUGAGGUGGCCCUGCUGCCCAUCUCUCUCCUGGCCAGCUCCUUCAUGACCGAGGUCGUCGUGGCCCUGCUCAUGUGCCCCCUCCCGCUGGACAGCAAUGGAGCAGAGAUGUGGAGGCAGCUGAUACUGCGCAAGCCCAGCUGUGACGUCCAAGAUCUCUUGGAUCUGCUCCUGACCAGCCUGAAGGAGAAACCCGUCACCAAGAAGGGCCGGGCCUCCAUCGUGCCCCUGGCGGCAGCCAGCGGCUUGUGUGAGCUCCUGUCCGUCAACAGCUGCAUGGGCCGAGUGAGGCGCAUCUACCCGCAGCUGCUCCUGGCCCUGCUCAUUCAGGUCCAUUACCACAUCGGCCUCAACCUGCCCGGCCAAGUGGCUUCCCACAAGGACCCUAAGAAGGAUGCUCAGCCCUCCGGCUUUGUGCCUGUACGCUGGGUGGUCAAAGUGGUGAAAACCCUGCUGCUGAAGAUGGGCUGCUCAUAUGAGGCGACCUUUCUGGAGGACCAGGGCGGCUGGGAGCUCAUGGGGCAGGCGGAGAACCACCACCGUGGAGUGUCCCUGCUGGCCAGGGCCAUGGUGCACUACUCCUGCCAGGAGCUCUGCCGCAUCCUCUACCUGCUCAUUCCGCUCCUGGAGCGUGGCGACGAGAAGCACAAGAUCACAGCCACCGCCUUCUUCGUGGAGCUCCUCCAGAUGGAGCAGGUGCGGCGGAUCCCUGAGGAAUACUCUCUGGGACGGAUGGCAGAAGGCCUGGGCCACCGGGACCCCAUCAUGAAGGUGCUGUCCAUCCGAGGACUGGUCAUCCUGGCCCGCAGGACUGAGAAGACUGCCAAGGUGCAGGCCCUCCUGCCCUCCAUGGUGAAGGGUCUGAAGAGUGUGGACGGGCUGCUGGUGGUGGAGGCGGUCCACAGCCUCAAGACCCUCUUCAAGGGGCAGGACCGGAAGCUGACGGAUAGCUCGGUCUACGUGGAGAUGCUGCAGGUCCUGCUGCCACACUUCAGUGAUUCACGAGAGGACGUGCGCUCUUCCUGCAUCAACAUGUAUGGCAAGGUGGUCCAGAAGCUGCGGUCACCCCGCACCUCGGCCGUGGAGGAGCAGCUGGUCAGCACCUUGGUGCCCCUGCUGUUGACCAUGCAAGAGGGCAACGCCAAGGUGAGCCAGAAAUGCGUGAAGACCCUGUUCCGCUGUUCUUGCCUCAUGGCUUGGGAAUUGCCAAAAAGAGCUUACAGCCGGAAGCCAUGGGACUACCAGCAGCAGACGGUGGCCAAAAUUUGCAAAUACCUUGUGGACACCCAUCGAGACAGCGCCUUCACCUUCCUCAGCCAGAGCCUGGAGUUCGCCAAGAGUUCCCGGGCCUCCCUCCGGAAGACCUCAGUCAUGUUCAUAGGGUCCCUGGUCCCCUGCAUGGAGAGUAUCAUGACAGAAGAUCAUCAGAAUGAAGUUAAAGCUGCUCUAGAAAACUUGAGACACGACCCAGAAGCAUCGGUGUGCAUCCACGCAGCCCAGGCCCAGGAAAAUAUCCUGGCCAGCUGCUGGCGGAACUCCUGGCCAUUGCCACAUGGGGACUCGUGGGUGUGUGACCCGGCCACCACACACCGCUGGAGCCCUGGCUGUGAGAAUCUGCCCACUUCCCACCAGCGGCGGUCCUGGAUCAUGCAGGCACUGAGCUCCUGGAAGAUGUCCAUGAAGCAGUGAGGUUCCUGCACCCCCAGCCCUUCUCGGGGGUGGCCACAGCCCCAGUCGUGCUCAUAAAUGCCACGUGGCUUGCCUCUC
Molecule: messenger RNA, 4067 nt
Organism: Phacochoerus africanus (Common warthog)
Lineage: Eukaryota; Metazoa; Chordata; Mammalia; Artiodactyla; Suidae
Gene: MROH7
Product: maestro heat like repeat family member 7
Exons: 22
Coding region: 12-3989 (1325 amino acids)
Cellular component (GO): cytoplasm
Source: RefSeq, a predicted model, not a curated record